Humulus lupulus (European hop) is the source of this 831-nucleotide messenger RNA. RefSeq lists its product as uncharacterized. The coding region runs from base 1 to 831 and encodes 276 amino acids. The transcript has 2 exons. NCBI's taxonomy places the organism in Eukaryota, Viridiplantae, Streptophyta, Magnoliopsida, Rosales, Cannabaceae. The record is from RefSeq and is a predicted model, not a curated record.
AUGGAAAAAUAUUAUAAAAGAGUUUCAAAUGUGUCACAUUUUCCUGAGGUGGAGGUAGACAAUUCAAAAAGACAAAAAGUUUCAAUUAUAUCACAUUUUCGUGAAGUAGAUUUUGACAAUUCAAAUAGAAAUUGUACUUCAAGUUCAAUUGAUAUGACUAAUCUUCCUACCGAUCUUGGGUUGCGACCACCAAUUUCCAAUUACCACCCAAAUAUUCAAGAUGAAAUUCGUAGACAUUAUCUACAGCAAGGGCCUUGUCAACCAAGAAGUCGUGAAUUUCCUAAGAAAUUCUAUAGAGUAAAGGAACGUCGAUUCAACAUUGCAUGGUUUGAUCAAUUUUCUACUUGGUUGGAAUGUAGCAUAAGUAAGAAUUCUGCAUUUUUUCUGUGUUGCUAUCUUUUUAAAUCAAGCAUUGGAAAACAAGCUGGUGGCAACACAUUUGUUAGUAACGGUCUUGCAUUUCGUGGUCAUGAUGAGUCCCAAGAGUCUAAUAAUCAAUGUAACUUUCUUGAACUUCUAACGUUUCUUGCUGAUCAUAACGAGGAAGUUAGAGCAGUUGCUUUAAAAAAUGCUCAUGAGAAUCUUAAACUAACUUCACCAAAGAUUCAGAAGGACAUUGUAAAUGCUUGUGCUAUGGAAACAAUUAAUGUUAUUAUUAGAGAUAUGGGAGAUGUUAUUUUUUCUAUUUUAGUUUAUGAAUCUCGUGAUGUAUCCAUAAAGGAACAAAUGGUCGUAAUGUUUCGUUAUGUGGAUAAGAGAGGGUGUGUGAUUGAGCUAUUCAUCAAUAUUGAACAUGUUCAUAAUACCACUGCAAUCUCACUUAAGAUAUAA